Wasmannia auropunctata (little fire ant) is the source of this 2589-nucleotide messenger RNA. RefSeq names its product sodium-independent sulfate anion transporter. Lineage: Eukaryota; Metazoa; Arthropoda; Insecta; Hymenoptera; Formicidae. Gene Ontology annotation, molecular function: sulfate transmembrane transporter activity. The transcript has 9 exons. Gene Ontology annotation, cellular component: membrane. The record is from RefSeq and is a predicted model, not a curated record. Gene Ontology annotation, biological process: transmembrane transport. The coding region runs from base 630 to 2537 and encodes 635 amino acids.
ACAUUUUUAAAUUUUUCUCGCAAUGUAGACUGGUAGUAAAAAAUUUGGUCAAACAGAUUACAAAUAGAACUCGUAAAAAUUGAAAAUUUUCAUUUCUUUAUGUGUAUCCCAGUUACAUAUAUGUAUAUGUUUUUUAAUACAAUUUUUGGACUAAAAAAGUAUGAACGAUUCUGCAGAAAGUUUUUAAAUGGAUCUUACAAUUAGUAAAUAUUCUGUGGCAUGCAUAACCCGUACCGAUUAACGUAUUUUUCGCGAUUCCUAUAUAAAAAGUGCGAAGGUUAACAGCGACUUUUCCCCGACCGAUGUAAGUUCGGCUCGUUAUCCGGGUAUAUAAGGAGCACGACAGAACACGCGUACUUUCAGUCCGCUGGAAUUUGUAAGCGCGAGAGAGCUUUGAGGUGCAUUCAAUGAGACAGUAAAUUUAGUACAUAAAGUAGCACGUGCAACUUCUAUGAAUUAGAGUGACUUCACGGAGGGAAAAAAUUGCAAAUACGCGUGUUCGGACUUCGGCGAAACCCGUUUCUCUCCCAGUGAAAGUAUCCACCUUUGUACACACACCGCUCUCCAUCCACGAUCGUUUAUUGUUGCGGUUCCACGUUUUUUAUCUAUGCUGGCUGGCUUGAUUCAGAAUGGCUACUGAAGCUGAUCGCUGGAAGAAAAAAACCUACGUUGAUCGGCUACACAAAUUAGCGUUGAGACGCGUGCCGAUCUUAGCGUGGUUGCCGAAGUACAAUUCGGAAAAAUUCCUUAGCGACAUUAUAGCCGGCAUAACAGUCGGUCUUACUGUUAUGCCACAAGGACUCGCGUAUGCGACAUUGGCUGGUCUGGAACCCCAGUACGGUCUUUACUCGGCAUUUAUGGGCGCAAUAGUUUACGUGAUAUUUGGCUCUUGUAAAGAUAUUACAAUAGGCCCUACCGCACUUAUGGCAUUAAUGACUCACGACUAUGUGCAAGGAAGAAGUGCUGAUUACGCCGUACUUCUCGCAUUCUUAUCUGGUUGCCUGCAAUUACUAAUGGCAUGCUUACGUUUAGGUGUACUUGUAGACUUUAUCUCGAUACCAGUCACCGUGGGCUUCACUUCAGCAACGUCCGUCAUAAUCGUUGCUUCGCAAUUGAAAGGAUUGUUAGGUUUAAAAAUUUCGUCUCAAGGAUUCAUGGAUACUUUAAUUAAAGUCUUUCGAAAUAUCGGUGACACGAGUCCAUGGGAUACUGGGAUGAGUAUCUCUUGUAUCGCAAUUCUCUUGUUGUUUAGGAAAAUGAAGGACGUUAAAUUGCAUGCCGUUGAUAAGAACUCAGUGAAUCAUCGACGUAUAAUCGCGAAAGCGAUAUGGCUGGUCUCCACAGCGCGAAAUGCCAUUGUCGUUAUCACUUGUUCCGCUAUUGCUUACAAAUACGAUUCGUCCGAAUCUGGAUCUCUAUUUAUUCUAACGGGUCCAGUAAGAUCUGGUCUUCCACCAUUCGGCCUGCCACCUUUUUCCACACAAAUAAAUAACCAUACUCUUACCUUCACGCAAAUGUGUUCCGAAUUGGGUACUUCCAUAGUAUUGGUGCCAAUAAUAGCUGUGCUCGGCAACGUGGCCAUAGCUAAGGCUUUCAUGAGUGAGGGGAAGGUUGACGCUUCUCAAGAACUCCUGACGCUCGGAAUCUGUAAUGUUCUUGGAUCCUGCGCGAGUUCUAUGCCAGUUACAGGAUCGUUCAGUAGAUCAGCAGUAAAUCACGCCAGUGGCGUGAAGACUCCAAUGGGUGGAUUAUACACUGGAAUUCUGAUUUUACUGGCCCUCAGUCUGCUCACGCCAUACUUCUACUUCAUUCCAAAAGCUUCAUUAUCGGCCGUAAUCAUUUGCGCAGUAAUAUACAUGAUCGAAUACGAAGUUGUGAAACUGAUGUGGAAAUCGAGCAAAAAGGAUCUCGUACCGAUGUUUGUUACUUUUAUGUUUUGCCUCAUCAUUGGUGUAGAAUACGGUAUUUUGUCGGGGGUCGCCAUAAAUUUGAUGUUCCUAUUAUAUCCUUCUGCAAGACCUACGGUUCAUGUUGACAAAUACACAACUGAUUGUGGCGCAGAGUACUUACUAGUUACUCCAGGAAACAGCUUAUAUUUCCCAGCUGUCGACUUUAUAAAGCAGUCGGUUGGUAAUGCUGGUAUAAAGCAAGGAUCUAGUCAAAUACCGGUUGUUGUUGAUUGUAGAUACAUUUUGGGGGCAGAUUUUACGGCUGCUAAGGGUAUGAAAACAUUGAUUAAUGAAUUUAGUAGUCGCAAACAGGGGUUAUAUUUCUACAAUCCAAGAUCGGAUGUGGUUACCGUUUUAAAAGGUGCCUGUGGCGACGAAUUCCAGUAUGUUUCGACUCAGGAAGAGCUCUCUUAUCUGUUAUCGACAGUUCAAGACAAAUCUUCGCAACAGCUUCUUGAGCAAACACAUGACAAAUUACAUGCAUCUUUAACAUUAAAUAAUUCGGAGAUGAUUCACAGAAAUGCGCGUGGUUCCUGCCAUGAACUUAGUGAAGUUACGAGUACACUUUUACACGCAACUGCAAGUUGAAAUUGAAUCUCAUUUUUAUAUCAAUAAAAAAAACAAGUUUUAUUAAACAGAA